Rhincodon typus (whale shark) is the source of this 2224-nucleotide messenger RNA. RefSeq names its product platelet-activating factor receptor-like. The record is from RefSeq and is a predicted model, not a curated record. Gene Ontology annotation, biological process: chemotaxis; phospholipase C-activating G protein-coupled receptor signaling pathway; positive regulation of Rho protein signal transduction. The transcript has 3 exons. Gene Ontology annotation, cellular component: membrane. The coding region runs from base 287 to 1360 and encodes 357 amino acids. Lineage: Eukaryota; Metazoa; Chordata; Chondrichthyes; Orectolobiformes; Rhincodontidae. Gene Ontology annotation, molecular function: platelet activating factor receptor activity.
CUAGGUCAGCCUGGGAAAGACAGGUGAAUGGAACAACACGGAAAAGCAAACACCAGGUCUACAGAUGCUGUGCUAGAGGCCUUGGUGGAAGAGGUGGAAAAUCAAGGAUAUGUCAGAAGGUGGUGGGAGCAGAUGGGUUGUGGAUGCCAAUAUCUAAGCGGAGUUAAGCUCCAAAGACGUGGAUGGAGUGAAAAAGAUCAAUGAUCUCGACCGAAUCAUCAAGGAUACAACUGAUAGCAUACUGAAACAGAAUCUGGGUAACCAUCUGAAAGAAACUGUAAGCAAGAUGGAAUCACCAUUGUGGAACAUGACUGAAGAGCCCACAAGUCUGGUAGGGUUAGUGAUGAAUGCCAGUGAGAACUCCAGCUCAAUAGGCCAAGCAGAUGAAUCCUGUGUCAACUGGGACCCCAUGCAAAACAUUAUUCUCCCGCUUGUCUACUUGGUGGUCCUGUUUGUUGGACUCUUCGGGAACUGCAUUGCAUUGCUGACAUUUCUACAGAACGCCAGGAAGGUUAAAAAAGCAAUCCGGGUGUACCUGAUUAACCUGACACUGGCUGACAUCCUGUUUAACCUCACUUUACCGUUUUGGGUGGUUUAUUAUUUCAAGGGGGGAGACUGGAUCUUCUCAGAGGUCAUGUGUCGGUUAGCUGGAACAUUCUACUACAUCGCAACGUACAGCGCCAUCACCUUUAUGAUCUUCAUUAGCAUCAACAGAUACUGCACAGUUCGAAUGAGAAAACUUAACCUUCCCUUCAAUAAGCCAGUUGGAUCUCUUUGCACGUGUGCAGCUAUUUGGAUAGUUUGGAUUGCAUGUGCCAUUCCUACAUUGAUACAGCAGCAGUCAUUCAAGAGGGGGACUACCAUUGUAAAAUGUUUUGAAGAAUACUCUGGCAGAAGGUUUUAUGUGUAUGCAUCUUUCACGUUCUUCCUCAUAUCCUUAUUGAUUGUUCUACUGAGCUACAUUUCAAUAAUGAAAGCUCUUUCAGCCCAAGGGAAAGCAUCUCAAGGCAUCCAUCGAAGGCUGGCUAAGUCGAUGGUGCUGGGGAUGCUUGUAGUGUUUUUGGUCUGUGCUUUGCCCUACCAUGUUUUCCUAAUCCCCUGGGAGUUAAGCAGAGCUAACUCCAAAGAGAUGCCUCACUGUGGCCCUCCCAAGGCCAUAGACAUUAUCCACCAACUGAAUGUGGCUUUGCUGAGCAUGAAUAGCUGCAUUGAUCCAAUUAUCUACUGCUUCUCCGUAAAGAGAUUUCAGAGAGAGUUGAUGAGAACAUUCAGAAAACUGAUGCGCUGCCUGCCCUUUCAAGUCCACACAUUUGAGGCCUCAGAAAUCCAUAUCAGAUCGACAUCACUCACUACCUCGUAGCCUUGGGGCUGAGAAGAAAUGGGACCUGAUCUUCAGGUCAGCACUCAGCGCUCUGCAGUCCAUUACAUACUUGCGGCUGAGUUAGAAAUGAAAUGCCAGGCCAUCCUUGGGAGACAUCACCCACAAGUUUUACUGAUGUAAAGCAUCCAUCUGGCUUUUCUCAGCAACUGCCUGCACCAAAUGAACCUUGGCACGACUGAAAAGAUGCUUGUGACCGCUACAAUUUUUAAAUUCCCACAGAGUGAAUUUUCGUCCUUAAAGAGUGUGCAGCUUAAACUCUAGCCACUGUUGGCGUCAGAGAGCUUGUUUUAGAGCAGCAAGGUCUAAAAUUGAUUUUGAAUUUCGAAGUUAAUGACUUUAAAGGAGCAUUGCCCCUAGAAACAGAUGCAAGAGAAACAUGUUGAUGAAGGGAGAUUUGCUGAAAAAAUCUUAUCGUUUUUAUUAUAGUGAAGUCAAAUGGAAAGAAGGCAAAAGACACAUGUUGAUAAAUUCGUACAUCACUGAGUCAUAUAUUGGGAAGUACAUGGGGAGGUGAAUCCUUUCCUUUGUACUUAAAGCAACCUAUACUCCAUGUCAGAAUUCUUUUUAGUGACAAUGGAUAUGAACGUUUCUUCCAUUCCCCAGAAUACUCAACAGGAAAAUUGAAUCAGAUACAUUGCGCUGGUCUUUUUUCUCAUUGCAAUCAAUCCGGGUUAUUUUACUUCUUUCGAAAUUUGUUUGUGACAUAAAUUUUCUUUUUGUAGUGAUGAGCUUCACUUUUUUUAUUGUGGUAUCAAUUUUGUACUUUGUAAAGUAUUCAUAAUAUUUUUAUUUGUAUUUUUCAUUGAAAUUCUGACCUCGACUUUGCUUAGUUAAAGUCCUGGA